AUGAAAAAAGAACAAGAAUACCCCAAACUUUUGAAUAAAACCGAAGAGAAAGAGUAAAUUAUUGAAGAACCACAUACAGUCUUGAUUAACCCACCUUUUAACAUAUUAUAGACUUAAAACAUUUUUGUUUUGGAAUUUAAGCCUAAUGCUAUGAGCUAACACAACCUUUUAAGAUUCAAGCAUGCCUUGGCCAAAAAGAUUAUCAAAAAAUCUAAUAAAUGAAAAGAAUCAUGAUUUUUCCUAUUUUUAUUAAAUACCUAACAAAAUUAUCGCCAAUAACUUACUUAAAA
Messenger RNA from Paramecium tetraurelia, 290 nucleotides. RefSeq lists its product as uncharacterized. Lineage: Eukaryota; Ciliophora; Oligohymenophorea; Peniculida; Parameciidae. The transcript has a single exon. The record is from RefSeq and is a predicted model, not a curated record.